AAAAAUGAAAAUGUGACGGAAGUCAACUUAUUAAAUUGGAUUCGACUGCACAGCGGCGUCUUUUCAUCCUGCCGCUCCCCUUUCUCUCUGCUGUGCCUUUAAUCUGUUUUAUUCUCGACGGCAGGUGACUUCAGUAAAUGAAGACUCCAGCACAUCAGCAUCCUCUGGCCAUCGCCUCAUCCCGCCUGCCCCCCUCAACACCCCCUACUCCCACUUCCUCCAGUUACGUCCCAGCCAACCGGGAGUGCGCUCGCUCCUGGAAUAAAUUAAAUUGCGGCGUUAUGGUACAGGAGGGAGAGCGAGAGCGGCGCCGGUGCCAUUCACGCGUUCCGUGCGCACGGAGACUGAGGCACCGUCAGCAGCAGCAGCGGCAGCAGCGGCAGCAGCGGCAGCUCCCCGCGCGCCCCGCGUGCGCCCCGAGCGCGUCUCCCCGGUCAUCAGCAGAAAUGAGUUAGAGGACGGCGGCCACCGACGCUCGUCGCGCGCCUUGCGGUCGCUGGGUCUCACGCACGCCGCCGUGCUUGAAUAAUGCGUCCACCUGGACUCUUGUGACUCCGUGCGCUCUCGAGGCAUCGCGUGCGCCCGCCGCCGCUCUUUCUCUUUGCUUUGGACCUACAAUAACCGCGGCUCACCCCGGGAGGCUGUCCGCAGGAAAUACACGCUCCGCUGCGAAGGAAGGCGGCUGUGGGCCAUUCUCUGCUUCGGCCAAGUUGCAUUUGUGGGGAAAAAAUCCUUCUCGACAAAGUCCUUUUCUAAUGCUGCCCUGCGUCCGCGCCGCGCUGAACCCAACUUCACGUUCCGACCAGGGGAAUUUGCGGAGACUGAUUCCGAGCAGUCCAGGACCACAGUACUUACAGAAUAAGCGGGGCUCAUCGCGAGUGCAGGGAGAAUGAGGAGUCACCGGGGCCGGGGGAAGCAGCAUGAGUGGCCCGUGCAUCUCCGUUAGACUGACGGCCCUCAUGUUUCUAUGGAAGUGCUUGACACUAAGCCUGCUCCAGAGCUGCGCGGCGUUCGGGGCUGCGGCUGCGGAACCUGCCGGCGCCGCCUUCAGCGGCUCCUCUGGGCCCCUGGGCUGGCUCCUGUCGGACAAGGGUCCCUUUCACCACUCCCAGGAGUUUUUAGAUUUCACUGAGCGCUACCAGCAGGGUUUCACCACCAAGUACAAGAUAUACAGGGAGUUCGGCCGCUGGAAGGUGAACAGCUUGGCCCUGGAGAGGCAGGAGAACAAUGGCUUCUCUCUGCCGCUGGACCCGGACUUCCUCCAGACCAUUAGGCAGCUGGGCAGGAGGCCCAGUCUCCGCGCCAUCACUGACAGCGUUAUUAGGAAAUACGGGACCCACUUCCUGCUUUCUGCGACGCUCGGAGGGGAGGAGUCCCUAAUGAUCUUCGUGGACAAGCGGAAGUUGAGUCGCAGCAGCGAAGCCGAGUCCAACGGCACAGCCGUGACCCUGGAGGCGCUGCACCAGCUGGCCGCCUCCUACUUCAUCGACAGGGAGAGCACGCUGCACAAGCUGCACCACAUCCAGAUCGCCUCCACCGCCAUCAAGGUGACCGAAACAAGGACGGGCCCUCUCGGAUGCAGUAACUAUGACAACCUCGACUCUGUCAGCUCCGUUUUGGUUCAGAGCCCUGAAAACAAGAUUCAUUUGCAAGGCCUCCAGGCCAUACUGCCAGAGUAUCUAAGAGCCAGGUUCGUGCAGGCAGCUCUCAGCUACAUCGGCUGUAAUGAGGAGGGCCAGUUUGUGUGCCGGGACAACGACUGCUGGUGCCAGUGCACCGUGGACUACCCACAGUGUAAUUGCCCCGAGGUGGAUCUGAGGGCUAUGGAAGCCAGUUUGCUGCAAAUCCGACUUUCCUGGAACACGGCCAAUCAAGACUUUGAGGAGUCAGAUGAGUUUCAAAACUUUGUUCGAAGGCUCCCCACGUUCUACGCCCUCAACACGUCGGCCAUCCAGUACUUCUGGAAGAUGGAUCCGUCGGUUCACCACCGCUACAGACAGCUGGAGCUCAGCGCCCAGCAGCUCCUGAGCAAGGCACAGCGCAUCGUCAACAAGCUCUUCACCCUCAGCAAGAGGUGUCGGACCCAGCCCAAAAUUAUAAUGCUGCGAGAGAGGCCCUUCAGCUACUGGCUGAACUACAUCCUGUCCAUUAUGUACUGCAGUGAGAACAACCACAUCGGCUCCUACCUGGAGGAGACGCGGAGCUGCUCCUGCCCCUACGAGCACCCUCCCUGCCAGGGCGUGAUCCCCUGCGCGGUGGGCGAGGGCACCUCCUGCGCCUCCUGCUCCUACGAGAACCGCUCCCGCUGCGCCACGUGCAACCAGGGCUACAUGCUGAGCCAGGGCGUGUGCCGCAACGAGGUGCCCGACUCCACCGACCACUACAUCGGAUUCGAGACAGACCUGCAGGACGUGGAGCUGCGCUACCUCCUGCAGAAGCGCGACAACCGCAUCAGCAUCCACGGCAUCUUCGUCAGCAACGACGUCCGGCUGAACAACUGGUUUGACCCCUCGUGGAGGAAGAGAAUGCUGCUGACGCUGAAGAGCAACAAGUACAAGUCAAAUCACGUCCACAUGCUCCUGGGGAUGUCUCUACAGAUCUGCCUUACCAAGAACACCACUCUGGACCCCCUGCUGUCUGUCUACAUCAAUCCAUUUGGGGGAAGCCAUUCAGAGAGCUGGAUCAUGCCCAUUGACCAGAACAACUAUCCAGACUGGGAGAGGACUAAAUUGGACCUUCCCUAUGACUGCUAUAACUGGACUUUGAGUUUGGGCAACAAGUGGAAAACCUUUUUUGAGACUGUCCACUUUUACCUACGGAGCCGGAUCAGAGGACCCUCCACGAAUGGCAAUGGAACUGUAUAUUAUGAACCUUUGGAGUACCUGGAACCAGGGCGAAAUCUAGGGUACAUGAAGAUCAAUAGCAUCCAGGUAUAUGGCUAUAGUAUGCACUUUGACCCGGAAGCGAUCCAGGACUUGAUUUUACAGUUGGACUAUCCGUACACUCAGGGAUCGCAGGACUCGGCCCUGCUGCAGCUGCUGGAGAUCCGGGACCGGGUCAACAGGCUCUCCCCGCCCGGAGCGCAGCCGCUGGACCUUUUCUCCUGUCUGUUGCGGCACCGGCUCAAACUGUCCACCACUGACGUUGCCAGGAUCCAGGCAGCGCUGCAGACUUUCAGUGCCAAGCAGCCCAACUCCAUGGAAUACGAAACAACCAAAUUAUGUAGCUAGGAAGUGGGCAGCUGGCCAGGUGCACAGAUGGCCCGGCAGGUAUCAAACAGGCCUGAUAAUGGCUAAGAGCAAUUCAACGGUUGUGCGAGGGACAUUUUGGGGACAUUUACGUUGCCGUCAUGGAUCCCGAGAGUGCGUUUGAGUUAGUCAUGUCAGCUUUUCGUAUGAAUUUGUACAACAUUGUAGAAUUAAGGUGGAUUUUACCAAACUUGCCUCAUAUCUUUUUUUUUUUUCUUUCCUGAUGAAAUGAUAACUUGGAUAAUAUAAAUUCAAAACUCUGCCAUACCUGAAAUGUUGCCAAUGUGCUGAUGUUUGUAGAUUGCACAAAUUUCAAUCACUCACACAAAGUGAACAAAAGCUUUUGCUGAUGUAUUACACAAGCAAUGUAAUCAUCUCACAGAUGUAACCAUUUCAACACCAGCAUGUUUUUAUUUUUUCCAUAUUUUCAUGGCAUUUUUACUGGGUGCAAAAAUAAACGUAAAUACGUGUUUUAAUAUCACGGCCCUGUCAUUUAACCCGGACGGGCUGCUUCUUAUUCUAGGUUCUCCAUAUUACAACAAAACUACUUUUUUCCACUACACACAUUUUUUUUGUAAGAAAUAGUUAUAAAUCUAAUAAACAAAGCAUUUAAACUAAUGCUGUGUUAAUCCAAAAAAAGACCCCACGAUCACAAUUUAUGUUACAUGUGCUUUUAUUUUUAUAAUGCUGUUGUUUGUGAAACAAAAAUGACAAAAAACACUGUCUAUAAAAUGUAUAAUAUAAUUUGUUAAUACACUAAAUAAAAUUUUUAUGUGUGGUCUAUAGAAA
Messenger RNA from Betta splendens (Siamese fighting fish), 4037 nucleotides. RefSeq names its product BMP/retinoic acid-inducible neural-specific protein 3-like. Bases 921 to 3230 code for a protein of 769 amino acids. The record is from RefSeq and is a predicted model, not a curated record. Gene Ontology annotation, biological process: negative regulation of mitotic cell cycle; positive regulation of neuron differentiation. The transcript is spliced from 8 exons. Lineage: Eukaryota; Metazoa; Chordata; Actinopteri; Anabantiformes; Osphronemidae.